Molecule: messenger RNA, 3038 nt
Organism: Gadus morhua (Atlantic cod)
Lineage: Eukaryota; Metazoa; Chordata; Actinopteri; Gadiformes; Gadidae
Gene: adora2aa
Product: adenosine A2a receptor a
Exons: 2
Coding region: 583-2010 (475 amino acids)
Biological process (GO): adenylate cyclase-activating G protein-coupled receptor signaling pathway; G protein-coupled adenosine receptor signaling pathway
Cellular component (GO): plasma membrane
Molecular function (GO): G protein-coupled adenosine receptor activity
Source: RefSeq, a predicted model, not a curated record
UUCAUGUUACUGUUACUGACGCUUUGAGGUGGCAGUACGUCGACGUUUCCUCAUUUUGCAACGCUACAGCGUAUGGGUUUAUCUACAGAUUGCCUAUAUUGACGCGCAACUCAAGUUCCCCUUUUGCUGAGGCGUUUCCUGUGUCUCUGUUUUUUCUCUCCACUUUUGGUCUUUCUCUGAAGCUGCAUGACACGAAGGCCCGUUCCUGGCACGCUCUCAGCCGACCAGAAGUUCAUGGGAAGAGUCGUGAGAGGAGGAAGGGCAAGAGGACCGGAGACGGCAGAUGAUCACACAGACUCAGAAUGGAGGCCACCCGGUGCUGUGUCUGGACCUCUACCACAAGGCUCUGACGGCUUCCUCUGCCUCUCCUGCGCAGCUCCACCACACUCGCGUCUUAGAGAAGCACAGCGAGGAGCUCUGAGGAUCAGUGACCCACCCGCUGUCUGUGGGACCUGCCGUCCGGAGGAGGGUAGGACGUCUCUGGGUUCUCUGGCUCCUGAGGUUUGUGGGCUGGCCCGGGGCCGCAGCUAUGACCGUUGAGAAGAGGCUUUCUCUCCCUGCGACCUCGCCCGCUGCCUCAUCAUGCCUGGAGACAAUGCCGCCCAGACCAGCUACAUCGUCGUGGAGCUGCUGAUUGCCGGCUUCUCCGUGCUGGGCAAUGUGCUGGUCUGCUGGGCCGUGGGCCUCAACAGCAACCUCCAGAGCAUCACCAACUUCUUUGUGGUGUCGCUGGCCGUUGCGGACAUCGCUGUAGGCGUCCUGGCCAUCCCCUUUGCCAUCUUCAUCAGCUUGGGCUUCUGCUCCAACUUCUACGGCUGUCUGUUCAUGGCCUGCUUCGUGCUGGUGCUCACUCAGAGCUCCAUCUUCAGCCUGCUGGCUAUCGCCAUUGACCGUUACAUUGCCAUCACCAUGCCUCUCAGAUACAACGGCUUGGUGACGGGCCAGCGUGCCCGGGGCAUCAUCGCCAUCUGCUGGCUGCUGUCCAUCAUCAUCGGCCUCACACCCAUGCUGGGCUGGCACAGACUCAAUGACGAUGAAGCAAACCAAAACCACACCAACCACUCCGGCUCGCAAUGCCCGCCGGGCAGGAUGCGCUGCAUGUUUGAGGAUGUGGUGGUGAUGGAGUACAUGGUGUACUUCAACUUCCUGGCCUGCGUGCUCAUCCCUCUUCUGCUGAUGCUGGCUAUCUACCUGUGCAUCUUCAUGGCAGCCCGCCACCAGCUGAAGCUGAUGGAGCUGAAGGCCGCGUGUGGCGAGAAAACGGGCUCCACGCUUCAGAAGGAGGUGCAGGCCGCUAAGUCGCUGGCUAUCAUCGUGGGGCUGUUUGCCGUCUGCUGGCUGCCCUUACACAUCAUCAACUGCUUCACGCUGUUCUGCCCGGACUGCGCGAGGCCGCCGGCCUGGAUCAUGUACGUGGCCAUCCUCCUGUCUCACGGCAACUCCGUGGUCAACCCCUUCAUUUACGCCUACCGCAUCCGUGAGUUCCGCCAGACCUUCCGCAGAAUCAUCCGCCGCUACAUCCUGAGCCGCGGGGAGCGGCUGGAGGCCUGCAGCAGCAUGCGCACCUCCGCCCGCAGCAGCCUGGCCGGCUCCCUCCGCAGCGGCGUGCGUAACUCCGUCCGGCUGCAGGCCGACGGCCCGGGGGAACGGGGCAGCAGCAGUAGCUGUGAGAGCGGCUACCCCUGCCUGGGCCCCAUCACCGCGAUGGGCGCAGGGACGCCGGCCAGGUCUCACGGCCCACUGGCCACCGUCCCCCCCCACGGCCCUUCGGCGGGGCCCUACCCUCUGCAGGGGGGCCCGGCGGGGUCGUGCCCGCUGCAGGGGAGCCCGGCGAGGUCCGUGAGGAACCAACACCUCCCCAGAGACAUUCAGCUGCAAUGCCUGGAUAUCCACCGCAGGGAGGCUGAGGAGGCGAAAGACACGCAGAACGGCUACCCUGUAAAGGAGGCAUCGCUGUUGGAGAGGCCGCGGAGGUCCAUCUGCUUUGAGGAAAGAGCUAAAGCCUCCUGAUCCAGGGGGAUCAGGCAGAUCACCGCACUCGUGGUCUGUGUAUGCCAGGAGUGUGGAUGGGUCUUUCCAAGGACUUCAUUGUCGUUUGUGUAUCAUGUUGAUUCCAUUUUACCAAGAGACUCAAGAGUCUUUAAAGGUGACAUUCAGGCCUGCAGUUGGAGCCCAAACCCUUAUUUAUGAAUCAAAGUCCUGGUAUACAAAUAUGUUGCAUUUUAAAAUGUGGUACAUCAAGAAUAAUGACUGACAUUAGCUUUGUACAAAGCUUAAACAAGGUGUGAAAUGUUCCAAAGUUAGCUGCAAAAAGUGUGUUUUAUUUUUGCUCUGUGUUUGUGAUUUAAAUCUUUGCUUAUUAAUAGGACAUUUUCAUAUUUGAGCAACACAGCUAAAAUUCAUUAAAUUGUCAACCAUCUUGUUAUUCCACAAAGUGAGAAUGCACAACUUUUUCAGACCUAAUGCAGCUAUUUAACGAGCCAGUGAAGCUAAAACCUUUUUAUUUAUUUUUUACCUUAAGCGUGGUUAUAUUUGUUAUGUGAUCUUGAACAUUAUCUAUGCCAUUUUUUCACUGUUGCUAAAUUAAGAACAAGAACGGGGAGAAACAAUGGGAAACGGGUGUCACAUCCUAUGCUUCUGCCAAAUACAACGUUAAGGUUCUACUCAGAAUCAACGAUGGCACCGGUCCCUUCGUGACGCCGAGGUGCCUGAAAGUAUGAUGACCUCGAGGUUAGGAAGACGGGGUGAUGGCGGCGAUGGCGGCGAGGCGGUGGUGCGUGGAGCUUGUUGUGGAAGGCCGUUGAGUUCGAUGAGCACUUGUGAGAGAUAGUCAGGCUUCACGGACAUAGCAUUACGCUACGGUGUGUUUGUGGAUAUGUGGGACUCUCAACCCAAAACACAUUUGUCAUUGUCAUUUGUUGUGUAUCUCGUAGUGUUCAAACUCCAUCUGAAACAGCAUCUGGUUCUUUAAUUAUUUUUGUUGUAGAACGGGCCCCAAUCCAAAGUCUACAAAUAAAAUCCUUUUUUAGUACUGCAUA